AUGGCCUUCGCCCGCCUGCGCGCCCGACUCCUGCUCCGGCGACUCUCGGGGCCGCUGCGCGCGCGGCGCGGGGUCUGCGCUCGGGCCAUGGCUCCGCCGUGUCGCUUCGCCCUGGAGCUCCCCGACUGCACUCUGGCCCACUUUGCCCUGGGAGCGGACAACCCAGGCGACGCGGACGCCGGGGACGCGCGCCCCGAUCCCCGCCUGGCGGUGCUGCUGGGGCCCCCGGGGCGGAGCUACUCCCUGUGCGUGGCGCUGGGCCCGGAGGUUGGCUGCAGGGCCAGGGUCCGGGGAGCACGGCUGCACCAGCGCCUGCUGCACCAGCUGCGCCGCGGCCCCUUCCAGCGGUGCCAGCUGCGCAGGCUGCUCUGCUACUGCCCGGGCGGCCAGGCCGGCGGCGCGCAGCACGGUUUGCUGCUGCGCGACCCCAGCGAUGGUCCGGACACCCGGUGCGCUCUGCUCGACCUGCUGGGCACUUGCGAGGAGGCCCCGCGCCCGCUCCUGGGCGAGUUCGAGGCCGACGCGCAGGGCCAGCUGUGGCAGCGCCUCUGGGCGGUGCAAGACGGCAGGCGGCUGCAGGUGGGCCACGCGCGCGUCCUGCCCGCCCCGGAGCCCCCACUGCACCCGGUGGUGCCCGACCUGGCCAGCUCCGUGGUCUUCCCGGACCGGGAAGCCGCCCGAGUCGUUUUGGAGGAGUGUACACCCUUUAUUCCUGAAGCCCGGGAGGUGCUUGAGCUGGUUGACCGGUGUCCGAAGCAGGUCCAGAGAGGAAAGUUCCCGGUUAUUGCCAUCGAGGGACUGGAUGCCACUGGUAAAACCACAGUGACUCAGUCGGUUUCAGGUUUACUCAAUGCUGUCCUCUUAAAGUCACCACCCUCUUGCAUUGGCCAGUGGAGGAAAAUCUUCGAUGAUGAACCGACUAUCAUUAGAAGAGCUUUUUACUCUUUGGGCAAUUAUAUUGUGGCUUCUGAAAUAGCUAAAGAAUCUGCCAGAUCUCCUGUGAUUAUAGACAGGUACUGGCACAGCACAGCCACCUACGCCAUAGCCACCGAGGUGAGUGGCGGAGUGCGGCACCUGCCGCCGGCCUGCCACCCUGCGUACCAGUGGCCGGAGGACCUGCUCAGGCCCGACCUCGUCCUGCUGCUCACCGUGGGCCCGGAGGAGAGAGCGCGGAGGCUGCAGGGCCGGGGCCUGGAGAAGACCAGAGAGGAAGCAGAACUGGAGGCCAACAGCGUCUUUCGCCAAAAGUAGGUGUCCUCCGUGUGA
This is a messenger RNA of Propithecus coquereli (Coquerel's sifaka), 1266 nucleotides long. RefSeq names its product cytidine monophosphate (UMP-CMP) kinase 2, mitochondrial (gene CMPK2). The transcript has 4 exons. Gene Ontology annotation, molecular function: dTMP kinase activity. The coding region runs from base 1 to 1251 and encodes 416 amino acids. The record is from RefSeq and is a predicted model, not a curated record. Lineage: Eukaryota; Metazoa; Chordata; Mammalia; Primates; Indriidae. Gene Ontology annotation, cellular component: mitochondrion; cytoplasm. Gene Ontology annotation, biological process: dUDP biosynthetic process; dTDP biosynthetic process; dTTP biosynthetic process.